This is a messenger RNA of Brettanomyces nanus, 2307 nucleotides long. RefSeq lists its product as uncharacterized. The record is from RefSeq and is a predicted model, not a curated record. The transcript has a single exon. Gene Ontology annotation, biological process: ribosomal large subunit biogenesis; ribosomal large subunit export from nucleus. The coding region runs from base 1 to 2307 and encodes 768 amino acids. Lineage: Eukaryota; Fungi; Ascomycota; Pichiomycetes; Pichiales; Pichiaceae. Gene Ontology annotation, cellular component: nucleolus.
AUGCCUCGCAGAAGCAGAGCUGCAAUUUUGCCAACAAAUAUUGCAUUACUUCAGAACUUGGUUCGCCGAGAUCCAGAAUCAUAUAAAGAAGAAUUUGAUCAGCAAUACUCUCAUUAUGAAUCGCUAAGAGACAUCUUUCUGUUAAGUCCUUCUGCUGAUGAAGGAGAGGAAUUUGGAGAGCUAAUCGGAUUUGUUUCUGCAGUUUGUCCAUCCUUCGCGAAGGAGACUGCCACUUUCCCACAGGAAUUGAGUACCAUUAUUACCAAGAAUCAUGGAGAGCUUUCCCCAGAGUUGAAACAGAAGAUCGUUCAAUGCCUUGUGAUGCUUAGAAGCAGAGGAGUCAUUACUCCUGAAGUUUUGCUACGUACAUUAUUCCCACUCUUGUUCUCCUACAGUCCUAAUUCAGAAAAUGGUAUUGGAUAUCAUGCAAAGGAACUCCGACGUCAGAUCUAUUCUGCUUUAAUAUCUCUAUUGAAGUCGUGUAAUACCGGAUCGAAAAACCAGAAGUUGAAUCGUGCCACCCAGGCUCUUUUGUUUAACCUUUUAGAUCAAAAAGAUGGUAAUGGUUUGUGGGCCACGAAGCUUACCAGAGAACUUUGGAGGCGAGGUAUUUGGGAUGAUUCCAGAACUGUUGAAAUCAUGACACAGGCCUGUCUUCAUCCAGACACUAAGGUGGUCAUAUCUGGUGUGAAGUUUUUUUUAGGAGCAGAUAAAGAGCGUGAAGAAGCUCUUGAAGAAGAGGACGAAGAAGACGAAGAUACCGUUGAUGCAAAUUCACUGAAGCAUAAGAUGAAAGUGAACAAGAAGAAUACACGUAAGGGUAAGAAGCUAGUGGCUGCCAUUCAUCAAAUUAACAAGAAGAACGAGACUAAGCGUGAUCCUUCCUUGUUGAACUUUUCCGCCAUUCAACUUCUAAGAGAUCCUCAGCAGUUUGCCGAAAGAAUGUUUGAGACCCACCUUGCAGGUAAGAAUUCCAAGAAAUUUACGGUGGAUCAAAGAAUUGCCAUUAUGAAGCUUAUUUCUCGACUAGUUGGUACGCAUAAAUUGUCGGUUUUGGGGCUUUAUUCGCAUUUUUUGAAGUACCUCAAUCCUAAACAGAAGAAUGUGACGCAUAUCCUUGCAUCUGCUGCCCAGGCUAGUCAUGAUUUGGUGCCACCAGAGACAAUUAACAUGGUUGUUAGAAAAAUAGCCGAUGAGUUUGUUACAGAUGGAGUAGCUUCCGAAGUGGCUGCUACUGGAAUUAACUCUAUUAGAGAAAUCUUAGCAAGAAAUCCUGCAGGAAUAGAUCAACCUCUUUUGCAAGAUCUCACUGCUUAUAAGGGAUCUAAAUCUAAGGCUGUCAUGAUGGCUUCCAGAUCAUUAAUUUCCCUAUAUAGAGAAGUUGCUCCUGAAAUGUUGGCCAAGAAGGACAGAGGUAAAAUCGCCACUAUGGGGCUAAUGCAUAGUGACGAUAAGAGAGGUCUUCCACAGUAUGGUGUGGAGAGAGAUGUGACUAAGGGUAUUCCGGGUUUGGAGAGAUUUGCUGAGUGGAAAAAAGAGCAAGGAUUGUUAGAUAAAGAAGGAGAAGAUGAGAAAGCAGAGGGUUGGGAGCAGCCUAGCGGCGACGAAGAGGACCUUGGUGCUGAUAUUGAAGGAAAUUGGGUUGAUGUUAAGUCAGAUGAAGAUCUUAUCAUUGAUGAUGGAAAUGAAGAUGAAUCCAAUAUCCCAAAGGAAAAGAACGGUAUUAAAAAGAAGUAUCUGAAGUAUAUGGUGAAAAGCAAAAGCAGAAAGAAGCGUGAAUUAGAGGAAGAGGAUUCUGAUUUGGACUUGUCCGAUGAUCAGAGUGUUUCUGUGACAGAUAAACACACGAAGAAGAGGCAAAGGCGGCUAAAUCAGGAUAUGGUGAACAAAGAGAAUCACGAAAAGAUGAUUCAGGAUGUUCUUUCUAGGAAUGUUAUGACUCCUGCCGACUUCGAUAAAUUGAAGGAGUUGAACGAGAAGGCUGGUGUUGAGAAGUAUUUGGGAACCAAGAAAGUUAAUGAAGAUGUCGUUGACUCUGAUUCCUUGGUUGGAUAUGUUAGGCACAAACAGAACAAGGAAGAAAGGAUCAAAUCGAUUAUGGGUGGAAGAGAGGGAAGAGAGAAGUUUGGUUCCGCCAAAGGAAAAAUUGACAGGCCACAUUCAAGUACUAAUAAGCAGAAGCAAAGAAAGAAGAACUUUAUGAUGGUGGUUCACACAAGGGGAGUACAGGGUAAGAAGAAGAUGAGUCUUAGGGACAAGCAAAAGGUUUUAAGGGCGCAUGUUGAUAGACAGAAGAAGGGGAAAUGA